AAGUGGGAAGCUUUCAAAACCGGAAACAAAAUUUUCAAAACCCUAAGGUCAAGGACGAAAGAUGCAUAGGCUUCUUUCCCUGAAACAAGCCUCAGCCUUCACCAGUUCUUCUUCACUUCUCCGUUCCCUUCCGUACAAAUCAGUCUCUUCCAUCGCCAAGCCCAUCCCCCAAUACCAUUUUAUAAGAUCUGCCUCCUUGCGCCAAUGGCCAUCAAAGCCCAGUUUUACCGGGGAAAUUCAGGGGUUCUCAUAUCCAGUUUAUCCAAAGCGUUUUUGGCUUAAUUUCUCAACUACCCAUCAAAAAGUUUCAAGCAGAAGCCUUCUUUAUUCCAGAGUUCAGUUUCUCAAGCCUCAGAUUCCUAAAGGAAGAUUGGGUUUUGGUCCCACUUUUGCUCUUUUGAAGAAUCGUUGGAGAUCAUGGUUCCAACGGUUUUCAGCAAGUGACAUGAUUUUGGGCUUGGUUUUAACUAAUGUUGCCGUUUUUUUAUUAUGGCGGAUUGCAGAUAGACGAUUUAUGAUGGAUAACUUUAUGGUUUCAUUGGACAAUUUUAUAUCUGGACGCUUGCAUACACUGAUCACUUCAGCAUUCAGUCAUAUUGAUCUUGAGCACAUUGUGUCUAACAUGAUUGGACUUUAUUUCUUUGGGUACAAUAUUGCAAGAACAUUUGGACCUGAAUAUUUGCUGAAGUUGUAUCUAGCUGGGGCCAUAGGUGGUUCAAUAUUUUACUUGGUGCACCAUGCACUUUUGGCUAAGGGACAAGGAACUUGGAUGGACCCUUCAAGGACUCCAGGACUGGGGGCAAGUGGAGCUGUUAAUGCUAUAAUGCUGCUUGAUAUAUUUCUGAACCCAAAAGCUACUCUUUAUUUCGAUUUCAUCAUACCAGUGCCUGCCAUGUUAUUGGGCAUAUUUCUUAUUGGGAAGGAUAUAUUAAGGAUAACAGAGGGAAAUAGUCAUAUUUCAGGAUCGGCUCAUCUGGGAGGUGCAGCUGUUGCGGCUAUAGCAUGGGCUCAACUUCGAAGGAGACGCUUCUAAAUUAAAUAAUGGACUUACUACUUAACUCUUACAUACUCAAGUAUGUGUUCUUUGCUCAUGUUUCAUUCUAGUUGCUCUUUUUUGUGCAACGACAUAUCGGCAUUUAAAGCAUAGCUGCA
Molecule: messenger RNA, 1152 nt
Organism: Hibiscus syriacus
Lineage: Eukaryota; Viridiplantae; Streptophyta; Magnoliopsida; Malvales; Malvaceae
Product: RHOMBOID-like protein 12, mitochondrial
Exons: 8
Coding region: 62-1033 (323 amino acids)
Cellular component (GO): membrane
Molecular function (GO): serine-type endopeptidase activity
Source: RefSeq, a predicted model, not a curated record